AGCAGAAAAACAUACACCAAAAAACUAGCCACCAUGAGCUCGUCUCCAAAUUCCGACGAGGACAGGAAAAUUGAUUUUAAUCCCCUGCUGCUUGCAAGUGGUAAAAGAAAGAGUGCCUUUCUACCCUACAAACCAUCGAACACGGUGCUAACAAAUCUGCAGCGCGGAAACACAGAGGCAAACAUUCCCAGUGAAAUAUGUCUUAAUUUUCACGAAAAAACUGGCCAAGGAGAAAUAACCGAGGAGCAGGUGCGUGCCGAACAGGCAGUCGAUGCUGUAGAUUCCGACCAGUUUACACCACUUCACUGGGCGUGCUAUUACGGACAGCUAGCUGCGGCCAGUAUACUUAUUAAAUGCGGGGCAGAUGUGAACAAGCAAGCAACGGAUAUGAUCACCCCCAUACUUUUAGCGGGAGCAGGUGGACACAACGAGAUCGUGCGAUUGCUGAUGGAUAACGGAGCGGUGGUUAAUCACAUGGAUAUCGUGGGCAAUACGGCUCUCAUGUAUGCGGCAGCCGGAAAUCAUCCUCACACCUGCAACGAGCUGCUAAACGCUGGGGCAAGUUUUACCGAUACGAACGAGGAUGGAGAAUCUGCCUACUCGCUGGCAGUGAAAAACAAUGCAAACUUAGCACAAGCUGUGCUGGAAAAUCACAUCACCGCACUGCUAAUGACGUGAGCGCGGCUAAAUAAUUGUACAAGAGUUGGCGGGAAUAGUUUUGUGAUAAUCGAAAGUAGGUACCAUUGAACAAAUUUAUCCGGAUUUGUAGUAUAUUAAAAUAUUUGUUUUACAAAAAAACGAGCUUCGCUGAAAGUGAAUAAAAAUAUUCGUUGAUCAA
This is a messenger RNA of Anopheles funestus (African malaria mosquito), 838 nucleotides long. RefSeq names its product ankyrin repeat family A protein 2. NCBI's taxonomy places the organism in Eukaryota, Metazoa, Arthropoda, Insecta, Diptera, Culicidae. Gene Ontology annotation, biological process: regulation of gene expression. Bases 34 to 678 code for a protein of 214 amino acids. Gene Ontology annotation, cellular component: nucleus. Gene Ontology annotation, molecular function: protein binding. The record is from RefSeq and is a predicted model, not a curated record. The transcript has 3 exons.